AUGCCUCUUAGCAGCUCUGGAGCGGGGUCUACUCCGAUCCUGCAUCGCGUUGGGCUGGCGGGCGCAGCAGCUCGGUUUUACCAUCGCUCGUAUGCCGCCGAUUAUUUGGCAUUGGGGUUCCUGGCCAUGGGCUGGUUGCUGAUCCAAAUCUUUGUGAAUCCGUUCCAUCGCAUGUUUUCCCUUGAUAAUAAGGCCAUUCAGUACCCUUUCGCCGUCCAUGAACGAGUCCCUGUCGUGAUGUCUGUCAUUUACGCCGGUGUCAUUCCCUUCCUCAUAAUCCUCGCCUGGUCCGCAAAGUUUCACCCGGGAGUCCAAAAGACACAAGUCACCGUUCUCGGGCUACUAGUGGCCCUUAUGAUGACCUCUUUCCUGACGGACCUGAUCAAAAAUGCCGUCGGUCGACCUCGUCCAGAUCUCCUGUCCCGUUGCAAGCCGUCCCGGGGCACUGCCGAUAACAUGCUAGUCGCAUGGACUGUCUGUACCGAGACCAAUCAGCAUAUUCUACAAGAAGGAUGGCGAAGCUUUCCUAGUGGGCAUAGCAGCUUCUCUUUUAGCGGCCUGGGCUACCUGUCUCUCUUCUCCUGUGGCCAGAUGCAUAUCUUCCGCCCUCGGGCAGAUUUGGGCCGGUGUCUAUUGGCCUUCUUCCCCCUUCUCUGUGCUGCGUUAAUUGCGAUUUCCCGUCUAGAUGACUACCGUCAUGACGUUUGGGAUGUAACGUGUGGAGGGUUCCUGGGAAUGCUGGUGGGCUGGUUCUCCUACCGUCGUUACUAUCCAUCGCUGCGAUCAGUCAACUGUGACACCCCUUACGAUAAAGUUGAGCUUUCCGGUGUGGAUGGAUUUAGCCGAUUGGAGGAUGAGGAGCAGGCGAUAUCCAGCCCCUUCAUCCAACGUGAAGGAACUGGCUCUGAUGAGAAUUAUCAGCUGGAAGAGACAAAUUCACCAAUCAUGAAUUAG
This is a messenger RNA of Penicillium macrosclerotiorum, 954 nucleotides long. RefSeq names its product phosphatase PAP2 family protein. The record is from RefSeq and is a predicted model, not a curated record. The transcript has 4 exons. Gene Ontology annotation, biological process: phospholipid metabolic process. Gene Ontology annotation, molecular function: phosphatidate phosphatase activity. NCBI's taxonomy places the organism in Eukaryota, Fungi, Ascomycota, Eurotiomycetes, Eurotiales, Aspergillaceae. Bases 1 to 954 code for a protein of 317 amino acids.